Molecule: messenger RNA, 5600 nt
Organism: Rhincodon typus (whale shark)
Lineage: Eukaryota; Metazoa; Chordata; Chondrichthyes; Orectolobiformes; Rhincodontidae
Product: tyrosine-protein kinase BAZ1B-like
Exons: 6
Coding region: 1-1131 (376 amino acids)
Biological process (GO): chromatin remodeling
Cellular component (GO): WICH complex
Molecular function (GO): histone H2AXY142 kinase activity; protein binding
Source: RefSeq, a predicted model, not a curated record
AUGUUGUCUGCCUGGUACCUGGGUUCAGAUAUCUCCUUUGGUCUGAAGGUGAACUUGCAGCGGGAAGGAGAGAAUCCAGUUAUCGUGAUCCAUGUCAGUAUCAAUGAAAUAGGUGGAGGUGAAGAUGACAAGCUGAUCCUGUGUGAUGAAUGCAAUAAGGCCUUCCACUUGUUCUGUUUGAGACCAGCCCUCUACGUGAUACCAGACGGAGAGUGGCUAUGUCCAGCUUGUCAGCCAGCCACAGCUAGACGUGGCACACGUGAUAGAAAUUAUGCUGAGGAGGAAGACGAAGGUAAUGAGAAUGAGGAGGAUGAAGAAGAGGAAGUAGAGGAGGAGGAAGAGGAAGAAGAGGAGGAGGACUAUGAGGAGCGAGGAGGUCCCAGACUCAGAUCGAGGCUCAGGAAAGCUGCCAAAGGAAAACCAGGCUCUCAGGGCCGCCCUCCUAGGCAGGCCAAACAGCCGGGGAGAAAAAAGUCCCUAAACGGUCACAGCAGGAACACUCGACACAAGACAUCACCUGUCAAUGGAGUGGACAUUGAUGAGCUGGUGCAACAGAGAACAAAAUAUAGGUCACGGAGACUAAAUUUGGAGCUUGCAAAGUGUGAAGAAAUCUUGAACAAAUUAAUCAGAUCGAGAUAUAGCUGGCCUUUCAGAGAGCCUGUGACAACUGAUGAAGCAGAAGAUUAUUUUGAAAUAAUCACUAAACCUAUGGACUUGCAGACCAUGCAGAGCAAGUGUUUAUGCAGCACCUACAAAACUGUUGAGGAAUUUCUUGAGGACAUUAAACUGGUAUUUAACAAUGCAGAACAGUACAAUCAGGAGGGUAGCCAGGUCCUUACCUGUGUAGAAAAAACAGAACGAUGUUUCAUUGACAUGUUGCAAAAACAUCUUCCCAACUACAACUAUAGACGGGGCAAACCACGAAGAAGUAUCCAGAAACGGAAAAGGCUGGUGCAAGUAGAACUAGAGGAGGAAGAGGAGGAGGAGGAGGAUGAUGAAGAGGAGGAAGACGAGGAGGAGGAGGAGGAGCAGGAGGAGCAGGAAGAAGAAGAAGUAGUAGACGAUGAGUAUGAUGACAGUGAUGCAGAAUCAAGUGAACAUUCCAUCCCACCGCGUAAGCGCCGGAAGUGAAUUGAGAAUAGUUGAGUUUUCUGAAUAAUGGAUGUAGUAAUUAUUUUGGAAACUGCAGACUUGUUUGUACUUUAAAUGUUUACGUUGACUGAUUUAAAAUAUUGGAUCAAAUACAAAACUUCAACCAAACCUGGACAUUUUCAUAGGAACACAAAAAUGUUGAAGUCUAAAGCUCUUACAGAUUUUUUAAUACUGUUGUGAAGUUGGGAGAUCCUGAGGGCUGAAAGUUCCUUGUUUUGUUGAAAAUAGUUGUGAAAUUAAGAUCGCAGACAAGGAGCUCUGUUGUUCUGAUUUUAUGACCAUAGAGUGGACCUUUCACAAAAAAUUCUGCCCCUUGGUAUCAGCUUUCAGCAAGAGCUUUCUGAUUUGUUCAUCAUAGCUGUGGAAGUGGUCAAUUCAGGAAAUUAGACAACCCCUCGAGUGUCGGUCCUUGGUCCUUCUUAAUAACACUGCCUCGCUGGAGAGAGUGUACAAUUAAUGGAAAUUCAGCUGAUUGCAGGCCAAGGCGUUUCACAGUGCCAGAUGACACACAUUGCAUCACCAGCAUCUGUUUUAUCCAGCUGUGUUUUAGGUUUGACCAUAUGAUUGAAUAUGUGCAAAAUUAUCUCACAUUGAUCGCAACAGUAUUUGUAAAUGUACAGCUGUUCUUUAUAAUAAGGAGAUGUAUCCAGCCACUUUGAGGAGAAUCCCUGCCCUCGAAUGUUUUGCCAUCUGAAACAGUAAAAUGAGCUUUUCAUAUGAACCACCAGCCAUCGUGUAACUUCUGUCACCUGUUUAAUUGACUGUGGUCGAGAAGGUAUCAGUUGCCUGAUGAACAUGUGAUCUUGUGCAGGAUGUUUAGUUCAGAGUCAACUUAGUUUCAAAACUGAACUGUAAUCAGUUCUGCAUGUAAUGAGCAAUGGUAACUGGUUUAUACACUUAGGCUGUCUAUCUUGAUUUAGCUGAGGGUCCAACCAAAUGGAUAUUAUUGAAUAGUACGUUGGGUGUCUCUAGUUUCUUGAAAGAUUCUAAUUUGCCCUACUCACUAAUUGGUGCAGGGUAAUAGCACCCAGACUCAAUACAGAUGCGCUACCACGUUUCAUGCUUGUUGGCUGACAACAAUUCUGUGUUUGACAUAUAAGAUUCUCUUUUGAUCUGCCUGACCAUUCUGGCUGACCAAAUAGUUCUCAUGCAACACCAUUGGAUUUUUAAACUGAAGAAUUGUAAAAUACUCCUUUUUGUGCGGAGAUUUGUACAGUGCAUACAGAUAUGUAGAUCUAACCAGAUUAAGAUCCUUGUGUUUCAAGUUGUCAAAAAAGUUGUGACACAACUUGAAUUUGUUUUCAUCUUUGUUACUGUAGUUUGUAUAAAUAAUUCUUAUUAUUUGAGUAUUUGUGAGCAACAAAUCCUUCAAGGCCCUUUUCACAUCUGCAAUUUUUUUUCUUGGAGUGAGGGGGAAGGAAAGCACUGAUCUAAAAUUUUCUUUGUUUCUUUUUAUGAGAGUUUCCCCCUCUUUCCACUUGGCGUUUUAUCACCGUUCCCAGUCACACUCAGUUGUGUAGGCAAGUGAUGUAGAAUAAAACAGUGGAAUUUUGACAUUGUAUAUUUUCCCAAAUGUCUGUGGUAGUUGUUUGGGGAGGGCUAUGCUUGUAUUAAAAACAUUUUUGGACUUUUAAAUAAAAGCAAUUACAUUUAAAACUUUGCAAAAAAAAAAGUAAGGGUUAUGUGUGCCCUGUAACAACAACAUCAAGAUUACUCACUUUAGUAUUUGAACAUUUUUUUAAAAUGAGUAGCUGCCUGGAGACUAAUUGUUUUCACUGGCUGGCAGGAAUUGUCUGGCUUUUCUAGAUUUUUUUCCACCUCUUUUGAGUUUAUCUUGUAUGUCAGUGAAUACAUCUCUCUCUGUCUUUGAGUAUUUCUUCUGGCGCCUUCUCCAUGUUUCCUUGCUCACUGCCCUGGGCUCACUUUUCUGUUGCUUGCCCUAUGUCUUGCUCUCAUGCUGUCUUAUCUCUGGCAUGCUCUCUACUGGUGUUCCCUCUCCCUUUCUUGCUGUCUUCUUCCCUCUGUGGCAUGUGCUUUCGCAUAUGUAUGCACGUAAUCUUUUGAUUUCCAUGUUUUUUUUUAAAAUUGGGACGUGAUAUGUUUCUCUAUCGUUGUGUGCAUCUGUCCCCCUCUGUCAAUUGUGUGUAUGAGUGUGCCUUUGUUGUUGAGAGACAAUACAUUUCACGAUCCAUUUGUCUACAUCUACCUACUCCUGUGUCAGCAAUCAGACUCCCAUACGCAUUCUAUCUGUAAUAUGAGAUUGCUCCAAAGAGGACCACCUGCCCUCUUUCCUAUUUUUCCCCUCUUCACCCCUGUUGAAUAUGGCACCUGUGAUUAGACUCUUAUGUAAUUGAGUUCUUCCACAUAGCAACAGUGAGGACUCUUCAGAAGUACCUCAUUAGUGUGAAUACUGAUGCAACAAUGCCCCCUGUUCUUUUAAAAAAAAACUUCCUUCAAGGAUAAAGCACUUUAACACUCCAUUCUUCACAGGCAAUACUCAGCAUUGGCACAUACAGCCUUAGAUAUAAAAUUUAAAUGUGCUAUUUCUUGGAUAAUUAUAAAGUGUCAUAUGUUUUUUGGAGCAAGUCCAAAAGCCUAAUCUAUCUGGAUUUUGUGUUCCCUAACUAACUCUUGUAUUGGGAGAGAAUGUUGACAUGUAACUGAAAUAGUUUUUGCAUUUUGGUAGACACAUGGAGGCCCGCUGAGUAUUGGAAAUGUGUGAAUUUUAGCCUUCUAAUUAUCUUGAAGAUUCAGGAUGUCCAAGAAUUAUGUGCACUGCAUUGCUGUAUACAGAGAAACCAAAGAAGGCAAGAAUUGGAAAAAAAAACAAAGGAAUUUAAGAAAGGGAGCAUUAAUAAACUAAUCAAACUUGGAAUGAACCCUAUUCUGGAUUAUUUGCAUCAGUGUAUAUUAAAAGAAGAAAGCACUAUUACAUGUAUAAGAAAACUCACUAUAAAAGGGAAUAGUUCCAGAAGACUCAGCUUUUCAUGUGAUCCCCACAUUUAUACAUUGGUGGGAAAGAUAAGAAAAUCCUUAUUUAACAAUGCCAUGAAAAGAUCUUUAAGUCAGAAUUCGGUGUAGUUAGAGUGGAUUUUAAAUGUGAUAGCAAAGUUUGACCAACUCUUUUGCGGUCGUAGAGUAAUACAGCGUGGAAACAGAGCCUUUGGUCCAACUCAUCCAUGCUGACCAGAUAUCUUAAACUGAUCUAGUCCCAUUUACCAGCAUUUGGCCCAUAUCCGUCUAAACCCUUCCCAUUCAUGUACCCAUCCAGAUGCCUUUUAAAUGUUGUAACUGUACCCACACUCCCUUUGAAGAGGUAAUGAUGGGUAUACACAUUUAAUAUUUUUAGACUUUCAAAAGGAGCGUGAUAAGGUGUCACGUUGAUUCAGGCUUAUGUGGUCAAAGAACAGUAGCAAAGUAGAUAGCAAAGUAUUUACAAAACCGAAAUGGGAGAAUAAUCCUCCAGUGUUACUGCUAUCUCCAAUAUGAAACCACUAUCAAACACAUUUUCCUCUCUUUCAGCAGACCCUGGUCCACUUCUCAAACUGUACCCAGCACCACCUGUCCUUCAUAUUGUGCUUUUCCACACAAUUACAUAUGUCGUACCAGUCCCUUUACCUCCUCACUAUCAAAAUAUUCAAACACAUCUUCCAGGUGAAACAACAGUUUUGCUCCUGUAUGCUAUAUUUGCUAUUUUCAAAGUGGUCUGUUCUACUUUGGUUAGAGCAAAGGCCGAUUGGGUGUCUUGAAACAGCUCUUCAGUCCAGAAACUAGACCCCAAGCUUUUGGUCACCUGUCAUUUGGUUCUCCACCUUGAUCCCAUGCUGCCUUCAGUGAUCCAAUGCAAGCAUAAGGAAGAUCAUCUUUUGAUUUGGCACUUUCAGGCUCUAUGGACACUAUUGAGUAUAACAUUUUCUGACAGUAACCUCUGUUCCCAUGUUUAUCUUCUGUUUUACUCUGUUUCUCUUCAGACAGCAACUCUUCAUCAUUCUGCAUUCGUACUCCUCUAGAUUCCCAUUUCCCCAGUCCCCUUGAGGUUGGACCACCAACUGGAGUUUAAUCUCUCCUACCUUCCACCCAUCACAAAACUCUUCCUUUUGUCUCUUACCCCCGAGCUCCACUUAUUUCAUUUUUUCACUUGCUUCAAAUAUAUUAUAUCUUUUUAUUUCUCCACAGCUGAGCCCUGACCUACUGAGUAUUUCCAGCAUUUUCGAUCUUUUUCAGAAUUCCAGCAUCUAUAAUAUGUUGCUUUGAUAGUUCCCUGAGCUAGGUUCUGAGGGUGCUGGCUAAUGUAAUGUCAGUUAAUUCUUCGUUGAUGGGACAGAGUCUUCAAUGAUUUUGAUAUUUUUGCUAAAGGAGUUGGUAGCCCACUGGUGUUGAGCAGAUUGUUCUGUCAUAAUUUCUGGAAAUAAAGUAUUGAAUUUGGCACUUUGUGCAUAUUUGAUUUA